Closterium sp. Naga37s-1 is the source of this 1914-nucleotide messenger RNA. The record is from the annotation of a GenBank genome assembly. Lineage: Eukaryota; Viridiplantae; Streptophyta; Zygnematophyceae; Desmidiales; Closteriaceae.
AUGGUCCGUCGCUCGUCUGCACUGAACAUGGGCAAGUUUGCCGCCACGGUGGAGCCGCAGUUCCUGAAGCUUGACAUUCUCGAAUUCUUUAAAGAUCUUACAAAUGACGACCAAGAUUCUGUGAGACUAUUGGCUGUCGAAGGAUGUGCUGCGGUCGGAAAGCUCCUGGAGAAAAAGUAUUGCAUCUCCAGCAUCCUUCCUGUGAUUCUGUCGUUUGCCCAGGACAAGUCGUGGCGAGUGCGGUAUAUGGUGGCGAACCAGCUUCACGAGCUUUGUGAGGCCGUUGGUCCCGAAGUCGCGAGGGCGGAGCUUGUCCCCGCGUAUGUGAAGCUUCUGAGGGACAAUGAGGCAGAGGUCCGCAUUGCGGCUGCUGGCAAAGUGACUAAGAUCUGUGCCAUUGUUAAGAAUGGCGAAGCGUUCAAUGUCAUUCUACCAUGUGUGAAGGAUCUUUCAACAGAUACUUCUCAACAUGUACGGUCUGCCUUGGCAUCUGUCAUCAUGGGGAUGGCUCCGCUUCUUGGCAAGGAGCUCACUAUUGAAACUCUGCUACCAAUCUUCCUGGCUCUGCUAAGAGAUGAGUUCCCUGAUGUCCGGCUCAACAUUAUCAGCAAGCUGGAUCAAGUCAAUCAAGUCAUUGGAAUGGACCUUUUGUCACAGUCGCUUCUUCCAGCUAUUGUGGAAUUGUCAGAGGACAGGCACUGGCGAGUGCGACUUGCCAUUAUUGAGUACAUUCCUCUCUUGGCUGGCCAACUUGGAAUGGAGUUCUUUGAUGAGAAGUUAAAGUCGUUGUGCAUGCAAUGGCUUGAAGAUCAGGUGUACUCGAUUCGUGAAGCAGCUGCGACAAACCUGAAACGUUUAGCAGAAGAAUUCGGUGCAGAAUGGGCCCAAUCUCAAAUCCUGCCAAUGAUCAUGGAUAAAGUGAACAACUCUCACUACCUGUAUCGAAUGACAGUCCUGCUUUCUCUCUCUAUGUUGGCCCCAGUGCUUGGUGCUGAGGCAACCUGCAAUACAAUGCUUCCUGUUAUCCUGAAUGCUGCCAAGGACCGAGUGCCGAACAUCCGCUUUAAUGUUGCCAAGAUGCUUCAGUCCUUCAUUCCAAUUGUCGAGCCAUCUGUCGUUGAGCAAACUAUCCGACCUUGUCUACUGGAGCUUAAUGAGGAUCCUGAUCCAGAUGUGCGUUACUUUGCAAACCAAGCUCUUCAAGCGUGUGAUCAAGUUAUGACUCUUGAAGAUUGGUACAAACAGAUGCCCAUUAUAACCAGGUCUUACCUGACACUAUCGUUCUUGACAACCGCGGGUUGCGCUCUCGAAGUCAUUUCGCCGUUUUCCGUGUAUUUCAACUCCAACUUAAUCUUCAAGAAGUUUCAGUUAUGGCGGCUCUUUACGAAUUUCUUCUUCUUCGGAAGUAUUGGCAUCGAUUUCGUUUUCCACAUGUUCUUCCUCUGCCGAUAUUGUAAACUGCUUGAGGAGACCUCUUUCCGUGGUCGCACGGCUGAUUUCUUCUUUAUGCUGCUGUUUGGCGGAGUCUUGUUAACUAUGGUUGCUCCCUUCGUAAAUAUCCAGUUUCUCGGUUCUUCACUGACAUUCAUGAUGGUGUACGUAUGGGGAAGGCGCAACCCUAAUAUUCAGAUGAGCUUUCUUGGGUUGUUCAACUUCACAGCACCUUAUCUUCCUUGGGUCCUCUUGGGAUUUUCCGUUCUUCUUGGAAGUAGCCCUGUGGUUGAUCUUCUGGGAAUGGCGGCAGGCCAUGUGUAUUACUUCCUGGUGGAUGUUUAUCCCAACAUUUCUGGUCGGCAACUGUUGAAAACUCCGGGCAUAUUGAAGGCGCUCUUUCCUCCAGAUGAUGUGGUGGUUACGUUUCCUCCGGACGAGAGAGGGUUCGAUCAGGCUGUCGGUGCUAAUGGGCAUAUGUAG